This is a messenger RNA of Blastocystis hominis, 1957 nucleotides long. RefSeq lists its product as hypothetical. The transcript is spliced from 3 exons. Gene Ontology annotation, cellular component: endoplasmic reticulum; membrane. Lineage: Eukaryota; Bigyra; Opalinata; Blastocystidae. The record is from RefSeq and is a predicted model, not a curated record. Gene Ontology annotation, molecular function: long-chain fatty acid-CoA ligase activity. The coding region runs from base 60 to 1952 and encodes 630 amino acids.
AUUUUAACACAGGAAUGAGCAUCCGAAACAAGUAUAGAACAGCCGAUAUCCACGAUGUCAUGGAGAUUGAACGCAACUAUGACUGCGAUUUCAACCCGGAACCGACAACCCUGGCUGCCGAAUUCAUCAAGAAUUGCGAUGCUUGGAGAGACACUCCUGCUAUUGUUGAUAAGAACGAUAUCAAGUACACAUAUGGUGAGUAUUACCAGAAUGCUUUGAGAUUUGCCAAGUCCUGUGUUAAAAUCGGUAUGCAGCCGCUUGAGGUGACUGGAAUGAUUGGAUUCAACUCGGCGGAGCUGCUCUUCACUCUCCAAGGAACUUGGAUUUCGGGAUGCGUACCCGCGGGUGUGUAUACUACAAAUUCUCCUGACGCCUGUCAAUACGUUCUCAAUCAUUCAGAAGCCAAGAUUUGCGUUUGUCAAGGUGGCAAAAAUGCUGCCAAAAUCGCUUCCAUUCGAGAAUCGCUUCCUCAAUUGAAGGCCAUUAUUGUAUAUUGGCCAGAAGAUGGAGUGCCGAACGUGGAAGACAAUCAAUAUGCAAAAGUAUAUACUUGGAAUGAUUGGAUGAAUCUUGGUAACGAUAUUGCUGAUGAAGUGAUAUUGAACCGAGCGAAAGCGAUCAAGCCAGGAAACUGUGCAACUUUAAUCUACACCUCGGGAACGACCGGAAAUCCGAAGGCUGUGAUGUGUUCUCACGAUAGUUGUGUGUAUAAUUCCUUGAACCUGGACUAUUAUGCUCACUUUAAUUUGGAGAAUCGUUUUGUGUCAUUCCUUCCAAUGAACCACAUCGCUGCUCAGUUUAUUGAUGUUAUGAUGCCGACAUGUAACAAAAUCACUGUUUACAUUGCCGAUCCGGAUGCUCUCCGUGGUACUCUUAUCAAUACGCUACGUAAAGCGAGACCAACAUUUUUCCUGGCUGUUCCUCGUGUGUGGGAGAAAUUCGCGGAGAGCAUUCGCAGCUCCUUCGCCCAUGCUUCGUGCUUUAAGAAGAUGUUCAUCAAGCAAGCAAUGAAGAUUGGGUUCCAGACUGCCAUAACUCGUCAGUAUGGAAAGAAGUUCCACAAGAAGAUGUUCUAUAACCUUGCGAAGCGUUAUGUGUUCGAUCCUGCGCGUGAGAUGCUGGGAUUGGAUAAGGCACGGACCCUGGUCGUUUCCGCGGCUCCUGUGACCGACGACACGCUCAACUUCUUCGCUAGACUGGAUAUGCCGAUCUACGAUAUUCUUGGUCAGUCGGAAGGAACCGCUCCCAUCUGCUUCCAGACUGAUACCAAUCAGGAAUGGAGAAUGUACACUGCGGGUCGUCCCUUGCGAGGUAUUAUGGCACGCACCGAUCCAAAUACCCAGGAAGUCCAGUUCAAGGGACGCUUGGUCAUGAUGGGCUAUUUGAAGAUGCCCGCAGAGACUGCAUCCACGAUUGAUGAUGAAGGAUGGCUGCACACUGGAGACCAGGCCGUCAUCGAUCAAGAUGGGUUUAUCAAAAUCACAGGUCGUCUGAAGGAACUCAUUGUCACCGCUGGAGGAGAGAAUGUGGCUCCUGUGCCGAUUGAGAACAAGAUUUUGGAGCUCUGCCCCAUUAUGGCCAAUUGCAUCGUUGUGGGAGAUAAGCGAAAGUUCUUGUCCGCAUUAGUAUCGUUGAAAACGGUCGUGAAUCCCAUGACUGGCGAACCUAGCCAGAAUUUACUCCCUACAGUCAUUAGUAUCAUUAAGGCUAAUGGCGGUUCUGCGACUACCGUAGCGGAAGCUAAAAACGAUCCUGCUGUGAACAAAAUGAUUCAAGAAGCAAUUGAUGGUUAUAACAAAGUGGCAAUCAGCCGUGCUCAGGAAAUCCGAAAGUGGUAUUUGAUGGAGCGAGACCUGUCGCUCAGUCACGGAGAGUUGACAGCUACACUAAAACUGAAGCGAAAUGUGGUGCAUCAGCACUACGAGAAGCAGAUCGAUUCUUUGUAUGUUUAGAUGAA